UUUGUUCCUAAGAGAAACAAUCAACUGCUGAUUUCACGUAUGUUCCCCUAAGGGAACUCCCUGGCCAUGGGAGUAGAGUAUGGUGGGCUUUUUACCAGGCAGUCCUUAGAAGUUAGGAAACCAUUUCUCCCCAGUCUUGACCUCAGGGCCACUUAACCCUUACCCAGUGAUUGCACACAAACUCCCCUCUGGCCCAGUGCUUAUCACUGUUUGCAGCCAGCAGCAGCCCAGGGGGAUGGAAACACCCACUCAGCAGUUGGCCCGGCCAGGAGGUCAGCACGUGAGCACACAGUGCUAUCUGCUUUCCAGGCCAAGGUGCACAGACAGCUGGAGUGUAAGGGGCCUUUGCCCCACUCUCCACAUCAGCCUAGAAACUAGAGUUCCCCCUCGUAGUUAAACAGGUUGCUGUGGGCGAUGCAGAGCCCUGAACUGCACUGUGCGUCCCUUCCAUCCUCCCUCCCCCCAGAAGCGCACACCCCACUUGCUCUUGAUUACAGCAUCUGAGACCACAAAGCUCUACAGAGGUCACAACUGCCCCAGGUCCUGCCUCCCUUCCCUUCUGGCUUCUGCAAACUAGCCACUAACCUGAAGGCGCCCCUAGUGUGGGGUUAGCCUGGAAACCCAAGAAAGAAGUGAAGGAAGCUCAGUACCUCUCAAGGACAGUGAACACUUGGGCUGCCUUCUUUUCUCUCCUAUCCUCCUCCUCAAGCCCAGAGUCUGCAAAACACCUGUGGGCCACUUGGCAUCAGAGCCUCCAACUUUGGGCUUUCCUGCCCCCCUUCCUGGGAAACAUUCAGGUGAGGAGAGGCCCACUGGUGUGCUUUGUUUCUUGGGCCCUUGGGGUCUUAUCCUUGGGCUGGGUUGCCCCCAGAGCAGGUCCUUACCUCUUACGUGCUCUUAUUUAAAGGGGCCACACCCACCCACCUCACUCACCCACAGCCCUGCAGUGGGGCAACAUGUGACCCGUCAUCGCCAGAGGAUGAACCCAUAGAGCAGCUUUCUGGGUCCUGGGGGGGGACAAGUGGGGCGGUUCCUACCUUGGAAAAGAAGGCAUGCCUGGAUCUGCUGCUGGGACUGAAUACAAUUUAUUCCAGUGCUAGGGGACGGGAGUGGGGGGGGACCGGGCACUCGCUCCUUAUCUGGGCCCGGUCUUGGCAGAACUUAAAAUGAAACCAUUGCGGAGAGGGAGGGGUUGAGGACCUGGGCUGGGGCCGAGGGAAGCAGCGUGCCAGCACCGUCAGCGGGCAAACCUAAGAGGAAAAGCAGGCCUGGUCUCGGCCCCAUUCCUGUUCCCCACCUGUCUCUACCCUUUUCUUCCCUUUCCCUGGCCCUGCCAGACUCUGUCUCCCUGGGCGCCCGCCUCCCCUCCCCUGGAGGGCGGGGCUUGGCGGCACCCACGUGUGUUGGAGUUAUAUGCUCCCAGCCGGCAGAGGAGCUGGGGAGAGUGGCACCCAGCUGGUGGCCCAGGCAGCGAAGCGGCACCAUGGCCGGCAAGAAAGUGUGCAUUGUAGGCUCUGGUAACUGGUCAGGAGAGACGCAGCGUCACGGGGAGGGGGUGACAAGGAAGGUGGCAGGGGCUCAGCCAUCGCCAAGAUUGUGGGUGGCAACGCAGCCCAGCUGGCACGCUUUGACCCACGGGUGACCAUGUGGGUGUUUGAGGAAGACGUCGGGGGCAGAAAGCUGACAGAGGUCAUCAACACACAGCAUGAGAAUGUCAAAUACCUGCCAGGGCACAAGUUGCCCCCCAAUGUGGUGGCUGUCCCAGAUGUGGUCCAGGCUGCAGUGGAUGCUGACAUCCUGAUCUUCGUGGUACCCCAUCAGUUCAUCGGCAAGAUCUGUGAUCAGCUCAAGGGCCACCUGAAGGCAGACACCAUUGGCAUAUCUCUUAUUAAGGGGGUAGACGAGGGCCCCAACGGGCUGAAGCUCAUCUCUGAAGUGAUUGGGGAGCGCCUUGGCAUCCCCAUGAGCGUGCUGAUGGGGGCCAACAUUGCCAGCGAGGUGGCUGAUGAGAAGUUCUGUGAGACAACCAUUGGCUGCAAGGACCUGGCCCAGGGACAGCUUCUGAAAGAGCUGAUGCAGACACCCAAUUUCCGCAUCACGGUGGUGCAAGAGGUGGACACAGUAGAGCUCUGUGGGGCCUUAAAGAAUAUAGUGGCCGUGGGGGCUGGCUUCUGUGAUGGGCUGGGCUUUGGCGACAACACCAAGGCGGCCGUGAUCCGACUGGGGCUCAUGGAGAUGAUCGCUUUCACCAAGCUCUUCUGCAGUGGCCCUGUGUCCCCUGCCACCUUCUUGGAGAGCUGCGGUGUUGCUGAUCUCAUCACUACCUGCUACGGAGGGCGGAACCGCAAGGUGGCCGAGGCCUUCGCCCGCACAGGAAAGUCCAUUGAGCAGCUGGAGAAAGAGAUGCUGAAUGGGCAGAAGCUGCAGGGGCCCCAGACAGCCCGGGAGCUACACGGCAUCCUCCAGCGCAAGGGCCUGCUGGACAAGUUCCCUCUGUUCAUGGCUGUGUACAAGGUAUGCUACGAGAACCAGCCAGUAGGUGAAUUCAUUCGCUGCCUGCAGAAUCAUCCAGAACAUCUGUGAGCAGGGCUGGGGCCCAGGCCAGGCAGCCUCUUUACCCCAGCGGAGACAGGCAGAAGCUUGGGGUGCCUGGCCACCACGAUCUCUGGGACUCCCCACACAGUAGCGUCUUCUCAGCUUUUCACUGGAGGACAGGUGCCUGUGGGCCCGGCCACCUGCCUGGAGAUCUUGAAGCACAAGCAGCCCGCAGCCUCCUGCCACCUCAUCGCACCAGAAGUGGAGUUGCCUAGUCCCUCUCCAUAUGUGGGGCUUUCUCCCUGUCCUCUGGGAGGGGUAGAAUCAGCCCCAGUGCUGCCUGCUUUGAGUAUGUGGGGGGAGGAGGGGAGGGGAGGGAGGCAAGGCAAAGAGGCCUCACACAGACCAGGACUGCUGUCCUCAAGCCCAGUUAAUGGCUAAAGAAGUACCUCAGCUGCAAGAGGGAUGAGGUGAGGGCUGCAGGGAGGGGUCUGGGCUUUUGGGCUGAUGUAGACCUCUGCCAGGCCCCACAUGGCAUCAAUGGAUCUCUGUUUGUUCGCAAAAUACAACCCCCUUCUAGCUUCUC
This is a messenger RNA of Aethalodelphis obliquidens (Pacific white-sided dolphin), 3121 nucleotides long. It is a transcript of the gene GPD1, whose product is annotated as glycerol-3-phosphate dehydrogenase 1. Bases 1645 to 2583 code for a protein of 312 amino acids. Gene Ontology annotation, biological process: carbohydrate metabolic process; glycerol-3-phosphate catabolic process. The record is from RefSeq and is a predicted model, not a curated record. The transcript has 9 exons. Gene Ontology annotation, cellular component: cytosol. NCBI's taxonomy places the organism in Eukaryota, Metazoa, Chordata, Mammalia, Artiodactyla, Delphinidae. Gene Ontology annotation, molecular function: glycerol-3-phosphate dehydrogenase [NAD(P)+] activity; NAD binding; protein homodimerization activity.